Molecule: messenger RNA, 5499 nt
Organism: Engraulis encrasicolus (European anchovy)
Lineage: Eukaryota; Metazoa; Chordata; Actinopteri; Clupeiformes; Engraulidae
Gene: adamts12
Product: ADAM metallopeptidase with thrombospondin type 1 motif, 12
Exons: 27
Coding region: 458-5236 (1592 amino acids)
Biological process (GO): extracellular matrix organization; proteolysis
Cellular component (GO): extracellular matrix
Molecular function (GO): metalloendopeptidase activity
Source: RefSeq, a predicted model, not a curated record
ACACAUUUUUCGGGCUGCGUGCGUCUGGAUCCACCACAGCACUGGCUCCUUGUCGAAAUAUUUGGUUCAUGCAUUAGGCUACCAAACGAUAAGACCUAGUUGUCCACAUGCAGCGGUGUCCGACUGUGCGUUUUUAUGAGUAAACUGGGGAGAGUGAUUUAUCUGGACUCACUGGGCUUUCGCUGCAGAGUGCACUCAACUCCCUCUCGGUCCUUGCAAAGAAACUAGAUACUAGCCCGUGGAACACUCCACCCCUCGCUGCUAGCUUGGCGCUUUCUCACUGAGUUUACAUGAUAUUCCUUUAAUUCCCGGUCUGCGGGUUAUGUUUCUCUUUUGGUAACAGAUGGAGAUAACUUUUCAUAUAUGUAAGUGGUCGUGAGACCACCGCCAAAUCAAACGUAUCUUUUAAUGACGCUCAACAUUUUAUUUUUGUUUGAUUUCGGUUAAGAAGUGAAACAUGCGACUGAGUCAAGGACUUUUUGUGUUACAUUUUGCUUUCUUUUUGGCACCGGUCCACGUCGUGUGCUCCAUUUCGGAUAACCUGCACUUUCCAGACUCAGAACAAGAGCAUUUCAUCAAAUCUCAAUCAGACUCGUCUGUGGUCCAUCCUGAAAAGGUCGACAAGGAUGGACAGUUCCUAUCUCACUCUUUAUCACAUCACUUCUCUGGUGGCCGUCAGAAGAGGGACCUUGGCGAGUCACCACGCGACCGGCUGUACUAUAAACUUCAUCACAAGGGCCGGGAUUUACUUUUUAACUUGACCGCCAACACGCACCUGCUUGCGCACGGCUACACGUUGGAGAGGCGGCACGGCGACUUGAACAGCACGACGUCUGGCUCUAAAGACAACGCCUGCCACCUCCUCGGCACAGUGACCUACUCAGGACAUGUGGGGAAGGCUGCCAUCAGCACCUGCGAAGGACUGCGAGGCUUCUUCUCCCUGCCCGAAGGCAUCUUCUUGAUCGAGCCAGUCAAGGGGCACCCUGUGAGCCUACAGGACCCGGAGGAAGCGCACGUGGUUUACCGCAGCGAGUUGUCAUGGUUACCCGGCCACCGACGACAACGGAGGAGCAUCGAGUUAGCCGAGCCACCACCACCGCAGGGGAAGGGCGCCUGCGGUGUUAAAGAUGGUCCAGACUACUCUCUGCAGGUGGAGCAGGAGAGAGAUGCUUGGGAGAGAGAGGAGCGGGGAAAGUCCUCCUCCUCCUCCUCAUCGCCCCGUGGCAUCUCUCGUCGCUCCGUCAGCAAGGAGAGGUGGGUGGAGACACUGGUGGUGGCCGACUCCAAACUCAUGGACUACCACGGCAGUGGCAACGUAGAGUCCUACAUCUUCACCAUCAUGAACAUGGUGGCGGGGAUAUUUCAUGAUGCCAGCAUUGGGAACGCCAUACACAUCAUCCUGGUGCGACUCAUCCUUCUGCAUGGGGAAGAGAAAGAGUUGAAGAUUGUCCACCAUGCGGACACGACCCUCAACAGCUUCUGUGCAUGGCAGAAGAACGUCAACCCACAGAGUGACACUCACCCUGCACACCACGACGUGGCAGUUCUAGUCACAAGAAAGGACAUCUGUGCGGGCGCCAACCAGCCGUGUGAGACUCUUGGUCUGUCCCACCUGUCGGGCAUGUGCCAGCCCCAUCGCAGCUGUAACAUCAACGAGGACUCAGGCCUACCAGUCUCAUUCACCAUUGCACACGAGAUAGGACACAGCUUCGGUAUCCAGCAUGAUGGCCAAGGUAACGACUGUGAGUUGUCUGGAAGACACCCCUUCAUCAUGUCCAGACAGCUGAUGUACGACAGCUCCCCUCUGACCUGGUCCCCCUGCAGCAAAGACUACAUCACACGCUUCUUAGAUCGUGGCUGGGGCUUUUGCCUGGAUGACCGGCCGUCUAAAAAGGACCUGACCACCCCGCUGGCCACCCCGGGCGUCAAGUACACCACACACCACCAGUGCCAGCUGCAGUACGGCUCCAACGCCACCUUCUGCCAUGAAGUGGAUAAUGUGUGUCAGAUCCUCUGGUGCUCAGUCAAUGGGUCAUGUCGGUCCAAACUGGACUCGCCAAUAGAUGGCACCAGAUGUGGACCAGAUAAGUGGUGUAUCUCAGGUGAGUGUGUGGUGGUGGGGAAGCUUCCGGAGACGGUGAAUGGGGGCUGGGGUCCCUGGACCACCUGGUCUCACUGCACACGCACCUGUGGAGCCGGGGUACAGGCAGCCGAGAGGGAGUGCAACCAGCCCAAGCCUGAGUUCGGGGGGAAGUACUGCACGGGUGAGCGUAAGCGCUACAGGAUCUGCAACAUAAAGCCGUGCCCCAAGAAGACGCCGAGCUUCCGCGAGAUGCAGUGCAGCGAGUUCAACACCGUGCCGUAUCAGAACGAGCUCUACGAGUGGCUGCCCGUCACCAGCCUGAGUAGCCCCUGUGAGCUGCACUGUCGACCGGUGGACGAGGACUUUGCAGAGAAGAUGCUGGACGCUGUGAGUGACGGAACUCCGUGCUUCAACAACCGUAGCAGGAGCAUAUGCAUCAAUGGUGUGUGCAAGGCUGUGGGAUGUGACUACGGUAUCAACUCCAAUGCGGAGGAGGAUCGCUGUGGGGUGUGUCUGGGGGAUGGCUCCACCUGCCAGACGGUGCACGAGACCUUUGAUCACCCAGACGGCUACGGUUACGUGGACAUGGUGCUGAUUCCUGAGGGUGCCAGGGACAUCUUCAUCCGGGAGACGGAGGACGUGGGGAAUUUCCUGGCCAUCCGGAAACCCAACUCGGAGGACUACUUCCUGAACGGGAAUUACGUCAUCCAGUGGAACGGCGAAUACAUGGCGGGCGGAGCCAAGUUCUUCUACGACCGCAUGGGGAACCUGGAGAACCUGACGUCCUCCGGACCCACCACCGAGCCAAUCAUGAUCCAGCUGCUCUACCAAGAGAGGAAUCCUGGCAUCAGCUACGAAUACACUAUAAAGCAGCCACGAGUGUCCAGCGAGAAUGAAGUCCUGGAGCCGGAGUACAGCUGGAGGCCUGGAGCCUGGACUCACUGCAGUACCACUUGUGGAGUAGGUGAGCAGGUGCAGCCGGUGCGCUGCUUCGAGCUGGACAGUGGAGUGGUAGACGAGGCCCUCUGUGACCCCGACAACCGGCCUGAGGACAGACACCGCAAGUGCAAAAUCAUGGACUGCCCUGCCAGGUGGUGGGUGGGGGGUUGGCAGCCGUGCACGGCCACGUGUGGAGCCACAGGUGUCAAGAAGCGCACCGUGCUGUGCGUGCGCACAGUGUUUGGGGAGGAGAGGGUGCUGCACCAUGCGGACUGCAGGCACCUGCUGAAGCCCAAGCCUGUGGUGCCGUGCAACAGGGACAUGCCCUGCAACUCCGACUGGGCCGUGGGCAACUGGAACGAGUGUCCGGUCACCUGUGGUGGCAGCGUGCGCUCGCGGGAGGUCACCUGCAUCGCGGAGAACAAGGAGCGCUGUGACUUGUCCACCAAGCCGCGCUCCAAGUCCCUCUGCGCCCUCAUCAGCUGCCCUGACGGCCACCGCCGCUCCAGGCCCAUGUACCGUCGCAUCCCACCCAAAGGUGGCCCGGGACCGCGCCAAAACAUCAGCACCACGCCGGCACCAAAGAAAUCGCCCACCACCAUCAUCACCACCACUGCAGACCCCACAACAGUAGCCAGCAGCACAUCACAGCACCCUACCACCACACACGUGGACAUCUUGCACGCAGAUGACUAUGAUGACUUGAUAGUAGUGGGGGGGAAAGUCAGCGUGUCUCCAGACGUCCCGACUGCUGGCAGGAAGACCAAAGGAUCUGGAAGAGGCAGAAAGACGAAGGAGACAGAGGAGGAAGGAAGUGCUCUCGAUCCCCAGCCAGAGACGACUACUCCAGGAUCCAAAUACACCCCGGGGUACGACUACAUCGUGGACGAUUCCGAUUCCAGAGACGACACGGUCACGGAGGAUGAGGACGAUGAUGUGGAGCUUACCACGACAUCCACCACGACGACGCUGGCCCCUACCAGGACAACCACUGAGCCGCGCACAGUCAGGGCAGCGUUCACGACCAGAGUACCCGUGCGCACCACCACUCCUCGCAGGGUCUACUGGACGCCACGCAGCACCACCAAAUCCACUACCACGACCACGACCACGGGCAGAACCAAAACCACCACCCCGUACGUCAAGCUGGUUCGCAAGUGGACGCCUAAGCCGAGAGCUGUGCCACCGACACUGCUGCGUAAAACCACUCCCAGACCACCGCAGCCAAAGGCAGCGACCAUGCCACCAGCCAGAACUACCCCUGCCCCGCACACUGUGAAGGUGCUGCGGUACCAGAAGAGCACGGUGGCCCCUCAGAAGACCCUCAAGAGUAAGAGCUCCCCGUCCAGCAAGCAGAAACUCAGACCUGCCGGUCCCAUAAUGACCACCACCAGUUCCUAUGGCAACCUCAACGCCAGGGUGGCCGUCAAGAUGGACGCACUGUGGGAGGUGGGCAACUGGAGCGAGUGCUCCACCACGUGUGGUCUGGGGGCAGAGUGGAGGCCGGUGGUGUGCAGCUCUGCUCAGGAGACUGACUGUGCGGGCAUCAAGAAGCCGGAGCCAGCACGCAGGUGUAACCUCCGGCCCUGCACAGGCUGGAAGACGGGCAACUGGAGCAAGUGCCCAGUGGGCUGUAGUGAGGCCCAGAGGCAUAGGGAUGUGCAGUGCAUGGACACGCAGAGCAAGCGUCCCCUCAGGCCCUUCCUCUGCCAGGCCCUGCUCCACAAGCCGCCCAGCAGCCUGCCAUGCAGCCCCAUACAGCCCUGCCUGCAGUGGAAGAGCUCCCUCUGGGGGAAGUGUUCGAAGUCGUGUGGCGGGGGUGUGCGGGAGCGCCUGGUGUACUGUUCGGAGUACCACCGCUGUGACGAGAGCCAGAGGCCCAUCUUUACAGAGCCCUGCAACCAGCAGCCCUGCACACAUUGGACCACCGAUGACUGGGCAGAGUGUUCACGGAGCUGUGGCGGUGGUGUGCGUAGCCGCAGUAUCCGCUGUGUGAAUGACGAGAAUGGCGAGGAGGAGAAGAACAGUCUGUGUGGGGCCGUCAGUCGGCCCAGCACCGCACAGGAGUGCAAUCCUCAGGAAUGCCAACUCAAGACGGGUCCUCCGUGCAGGAAGAACAGCAUGUCGAGUCGUUUCUGUGCAAAGUUGAAGCUGCUGGGCCGCUGUGGCCUGCGCUCGGUACAGAAGCAGUGCUGCCUCACCUGCGCGGCGUGACGUGACACCUCACCUGCAGGCCGCUCCACCGCCCUGGUCCAGUCACAUGGCGUGACAGUACAGACUCGCCACUCACUGCGUGUGUCACUCGACACGUCACGCGACACCUGUGGGGCCAUGGCCCUUUGCUCUCUACCGCCCGCCCGCCAUGACAACCAUUACCUUGGAUACCACCCCCAACAAACCUUACCCGCCUCCUGUCCAGAGUUGACCGAUCUGGACUGCUCCGGAAUGGACUGGAGCAACUGGACAUACACACACGC